Pseudophryne corroboree (corroboree frog) is the source of this 3491-nucleotide messenger RNA. Its product is annotated as protein HIDE1-like. The transcript has 9 exons. Lineage: Eukaryota; Metazoa; Chordata; Amphibia; Anura; Myobatrachidae. Bases 356 to 1105 code for a protein of 249 amino acids. The record is from RefSeq and is a predicted model, not a curated record.
UCAGAAGUGGCUGCUCCUGAUUGGCUGCCGGUCCGAGGCAGAUUUGAAAUAGUAUCGCUGCGGUCAUAGGAGCUGCAGUGCCACACCAAAGGCCGCCGACCACAGCCUCCUCCGUUGCACCGCCGCCCUCUGCCUUCUCCUCCGCUGCACCGAUGCCGCCCUCAGCCUCCUCUGCCGCCCUCAGUCCUUCUCUGCACCUCUCUGCACCUCCGCCAACUCCCACAGCCUCCUUAUUCACGCACCAUCUCCGAGGACCACAGCCUCCUCCGCUCCGCGCCGACCACAGCCUCCUCAUCCACCGCACCGCAGACCUCAGCAUCCUCAGCACCACCACUGCUAAAUAGGGCUCAUUGGAAUGGAAUUUGCCAUCGUCAGCUCAGGUACUACAAGCAGUCCCAUAGUCCUGCACAUGAUGACGCUUCAGAAACAAAUGGGGGCUUUGGUUCAGGAAAAUCUAUCUCCACCACUACUAUCUGUGAUUACACCUGGGACCUUCCACGUGGGCCAGUCCGUUGAGGUGCAAUGUACAGCACCCACAAGUUACCUGGAAUGCUUCUUCUACCUCUUUUCAGUGAGCAGUGGGGACAUUCUACAGAAAUUGCAAGCUCCAGAGAACAGGAGCAGUGUCAUGUUUACUCUCCACAAUUUCCCUAACUGGGGAACAAUGAUGUAUGUCUGCAAAUACCAGUGCAGGGUGGGAGAUCUGUCCCAAGAAUCUGAUUCCAGCGACGUCCUCUCCUUGACCAUUCUAGAUGGACCAGGUCCGACAGAUUCAUCCCACACUUCAGCUACUGAAUACGUUCCUCUAUGGGUCACGAUAUUAGUUAGUGGAGUAGGCGGUUUUGUCAUCCUUGUGGCUGCAGUUUAUGUGACUGUGCGCGUGGUGCGAAGACAUAAACAGAAGAAACAGGAGCAGAGGGAUAAAGAGUCCAUUUGGAUUGAUCAAAGUGUGACAAAAGAUUGGUACAUCAGUCACCAAAACCAGAUGUUUUCCUUGCAUGAGAAUUCCACCUCAGAGACUGAUCUCCCCCAUCCUGAAAUAAACUGUAAAGACUCUCUAACGAAAAGUAGGCCUGUUGUAACUUUCAGCAGUUUCAGAACAUAAAAAUCUGCCUUACAAGAUCCAAUAAAGACUGAGACUUUGUUAUUAUCCAUAUCCCAGCUGAUAAUGAUCUGUGCACAUUCAGUCCUAAUCCGCUAUUGUUGGCUGGUAAGAGUCACUGAUAGUGAAGGUACAUAGGCUUUCGGGAACAAUGUCCCAACAUGAAAUGAGGCCUCCAAACAACUCUGGUUUUAUUAGAAGGUGAACAUAUGGCAUUCCAGCUACAGAAGAUGUCACAUUGUAUGAUAUGGUACAUACCAGUUACACAGGAUGUCACAUUGUAUGAUAUGGUACAUACCAGUUACACAGGAUGUCACAUUGUAUGAUAUGGUACAUACCAGUUACACAAGAUGUCACAUGACAGCAUAUGAUAUACCAGGUAUACAGGAUGUCACAUGACAGCAUAUUGUAUACGAGCUACACAGGAUGUAUCAAGUCAGCAUAUGGUGUACCAGCUACUCAGGAUCUCACAAGCUACUCAGGAUCUCACAAGUCAGCAUAUGGCAUACCACCUACACAGGCUUUCACAAGUCAGCAUAUGGCAUACCAGCUACACAGGAUGUCACAAGUCAGCAUAUGGCAUACCAUCUACACAGGAUGUCACAAGUCAGCAUAUGGAAUACCAUCUUCACAGGACGUCACAAGUCAAAAUAUUGCAUACCAGCUACACAGGACGUUACAAGUCAGCAUAUGGCAUACUAGCUACACAAGACGUUACAAGUCAGCAUAUGGCAUACCACCUACACAGGCUUUCACAAGUCAGCAUAUGGCAUACCAGCUACACAGGAUGUCACAAGUCAGCAUAUGGCAUACCAUCUACACAGGAUGUCACAAGUCAGCAUAUGGAAUACCAUCUUCACAGGACGUCACAAGUCAAAAUAUUGCAUACCAGCUACACAGGACGUUACAAGUCAGCAUAUGGCAUACUAGCUACACAGGACGUUACAAGUCAGCAUAUGGCAUACCAUCUACACAGGAUGUCACAAGUCAGCAUAUGGAAUACCAUCUUCACAGGACGUCACAAGUCAGCAUUUGGCAUACUAGCUACACAGGACAUUGCACAGGAAUCAAAAUCAGCAUAUGGUAAACCAGCUACACAAGAUCUCAGGAUAUGGCAUUACAUUUAUACAGGAUCUAACAGGUCGGCACAGAGUACUGGAUUGUAGUAUAAUAGCACAAGGACUUCAUGACUUUCAAUGGGUUGGGUAUGUUAGACCAACUGCCGCGAUCCCAGCGGUCAGCAUGGCGACACCGGGAUCCCGGCAGCAGAAUGCCGGUGGGAUUGGGGGGGAUGGCGAGCGCAAUAAGGCGCUAUGCAGCUCGCUCGCCACAGGUUCUAUUCCCACUCUAUGGGUGACGUAGACACCCACGAGUGGGAAUAGACCCUGUCAGUCAGCAUUUCGACUGCUGGCAUUUUUAGCGUUCGGGAUACCGGCGUCGGCAUGCUAACCGCCAGGAUCCCGAGUGUCGGUAACAUAACUGCAUCCCCUUUCAUACUAUAGUUGUGUUACAGAUAACAUAUGUAACACAUUUUUGUCCAUGGGUAGUACAGUAAGUGCUGUUUUUUAACUGCUUAUGUCUCAAAAGUAUGGAACAUUGUAUUUAUUCCCUUCAAACUUUGCUUUUGUGACCAGGGAAUUUUAUUAUUUGAAAUUUACCUAUUUCAGAUGAGAAAAGCGCAAAUUUGCAUUUUUUUUACACGUUUUGAAAAAAAUCAACGUAUGUAUGAAAAUUUGCAUAAAAAGUUGUACAAACAUGACCACAAAAGAAUUGUGAGUAGCUUUUCGAUUUAUGAUUAUACAGUACAUUACUUUCAUGAAUCAGCCCCCAGAUGUAGUCUUCUACCAUGUUCUCAUUAUUUUGUUCUUGUUAGUGGCGUUCAAACUCCAGAAUAUCCUGAUGGAAGCACUCGCCUUGCUCCACUGGGUACACUCCCAUGUCCUCCUUGAAUUUCUCAAGAUGAGCAUCAAGAAUAUGAACUUUGAAGGACAUCCUGCACUUCAACUUCUUCACCAAAGUCUCAAUCAACUCCACAUAGUUUUCGGCCUUGUGACUGCCCAGGAAGCCCAGAACCACUGUGAUAAAGCUAGUCCAAGCAGCUUCCUCCUUCUGAGCAAGCAUCUUUGGGACUUCCUUGCACUGCAGGAUCUUCCUAAUCUGUGGUCCCACAAUUACACAGGCCUUGCUCUUUGCCUCAGACAGCUUAGGGAAGAAGUUUUGAAGGUACUUGUAGGCUGCCGAAUCCUUAUCUAGAUCUAUAACAAAUUAUUUCCUAAGGCCCAACUUAAUGUGUAGUUAAGACAUCAGCACCUUCCUGUAGUCCACCAGUGGCUCCCACUGGAUGUUAUUCAUCCCCACACAAAACUCUGGGCCUAAUUCAGACCCAGCC